This is a messenger RNA of Harpegnathos saltator (Jerdon's jumping ant), 1455 nucleotides long. Its product is annotated as putative glutathione-specific gamma-glutamylcyclotransferase 2. The record is from RefSeq and is a predicted model, not a curated record. Gene Ontology annotation, biological process: glutathione catabolic process. Lineage: Eukaryota; Metazoa; Arthropoda; Insecta; Hymenoptera; Formicidae. Bases 212 to 898 code for a protein of 228 amino acids. Gene Ontology annotation, cellular component: cytoplasm. The transcript is spliced from 3 exons. Gene Ontology annotation, molecular function: glutathione specific gamma-glutamylcyclotransferase activity.
AGAGGUUAUGUUCGUGCGGCCGAACGGAUGUGUCAGACGUAACAUGGGUCAUAAUUUUGGAGUGGAUCUUCCUGUAAAUUAUGCUGUGGCAUCGGUAGACAAUCUUAUCAGAGGCAAUAGAUGAAAUCUACUUUUACACACGACAUAAUUAGUCACUCACAUUGUCGACAACAGUGAAAUUGUACGACGAGCUUUGCUCGAACGAAAGAGCAUGUGGGUGUUUGGUUAUGGUUCCCUGAUAUGGAAAGCGGAUUUUCCAUACGAGAAGAAGGUAGUCGGUCGCAUCAAGGGAUACGUCAGACGUUUCUAUCAAAAAAGUCCCGAUCACAGAGGAGUGCCCAAUAAGCCUGGACGUGUGGUGACAUUGCUUGCCUCUAAAAAUCCUGAGAACGAAGUAUGGGGACUCGCGUAUAAGAUAUCCUCCGAGAACAUAGAUAACGUGGUGAAUCAUUUGGAUUUUCGAGAGAAAGGUGGUUAUGAGAAAAAAACUGUCCUUUUCUAUCCUUGCAAUCCAUCUAAGUAUAUCCAAAGUAGCUCAAAUGCCGAUGAGUCAAAUGAUCCAUCAAAAAUGAAUCUCUUAUCGAUGUCUUUGUCGACCACCACGGAAGAAGCACCAUUCUACCUCACCAUAUAUAUAGGCGAUGAAAAGAAUCCAAACUAUGCUGGUACGGAAAAUAUAGACACCAUCGCGAGACACAUACUUGUUUCGCGUGGUAUCAGUGGCUCUAAUGUGGAAUACCUUUACAAAUUGGCAUCUGCGAUGCGUAUGAUAGCCCCUGGUGUGCAGGAUGAGCAUCUAUUUGCUCUGGAGAAGAUUGUCAAGCAGUUAGAGAAGGAAAGAGAAAAUGAAUCACUGGAGUUGGAUCAUUUUCCAUGUAAUCAUAAAAGUGUGCAAUAGGCGUAUGCAAAUGUAGAAAAAUGCGAUAUUAGGAACCAAUUGCAUCAUCGGUCGAUGUUAAUGAUGAAAUAACAGUAGGCGGAGCGAAAUGAAAAUAUGCAGAUUUUGCCAAGCUCUGACUUAGAUUAUAUACAAUUAGAGCUAUAAUACAUAGCAAAUCAUUGUAGGCUAUAAUUUUAGCACGAGUUCCGAUUGUGAAGUUAGAUAAUCAAGACUGUUGGUGCAAUUGGCAUAGAGAAAAGACAGCAUAUUUUUUGCAUUGUCCAAAGCAACAGCAGGGAAAUUUAUAAUUUUUUCAUUAAAGAAGUAAGAAAACAUUUGAAAUUGCCGCCAGGGAACUACUUUCGGACGCACAUGCGCAUAUGACAGCUAUGAUCAGCUGAAUCGACGCAAUAACAAGAAUUGGAGAGGGAGAAAGGAGGAAGCCAUUUCUUAUUCGACCAAUUGUCAGUCCAUGUAGUUAUUACGUGUUCUGUUUUUCUUCCCGGACCGACGAUAAAGACACAGGGCCAAGAUUGGGUGAUUCGCUGAAAUAAAGGCGUUUCGGACGCAUCCGG